AAACAAGCAUGCAUUUAGGAUCCUUAUGUACAGGAGACAUCAAAAGAAGAAGAAAAGCUGCACCUUUGCCUGGACCUACUACAGCAGGAUUCGUAGGUGAAAACGCCCAGCCCAUCCUAGAGAACAACAUUGGCAGCCGAAUGCUUCAGAACAUGGGCUGGACGCCUGGGUCCGGCCUUGGCCGAGAUGGCAAGGGGAUCGCUGAGCCAAUUCAAGCCAUGCAGAGGCCAAAAGGAUUAGGACUUGGAUUUCCUCUACCAAAAAGCACUCCCACAACUACCACACCCAAUUCAGGAAAAUCCGCCUAAGAAGGAAAGCAAAGAAGAAACGUUUUAUAAUUUUUGUCACCCCAUUAUUCUGAAGUUACGUUAAAUUUCCAGUUUUGAAGCAGAAAUCUACUUUGCCUCAAACUUGUCACUGUAACUUCCUAACUGCAUAUAGUCCUGCCACAGUGAUAGAAAUGGGAUUUCAUCACAGUUCAUGGUGCUAAAGUAUAAAUGUCUACCCUUUAAGUUUCUCAAUAAUAUCCAGCUAUUUCUAGCUAGAAAGAACAGUUCCUUGCUCUUAUUUAUUUAGAAGUAGAUGCUUUCUCAUGCUUUGCUUAUUUCAUCUAUGUGUGUGAUGCCCAGGCAAAUGUGACCACACCCACUGGUUUCUAAAGCAGGAUAGGCCAGACAGGAUCACUUUCCUAUCAUGCCUAUAUUAGGUAGUUUGGGUUACAACAUAGUGUAACCCUGAAGAUCUGUCAUCCCAUCGACAAUAUCCUAAGCAAGUCUGAAAGUCUUGGCAAUUUCAUAUUCCUUGACUCUGGCUUUCUUGUGAGAUUUUCUAAGACAGUGACGACACCCAUUAAUUUUCUAUCUUUGGACAGUGUCGUAUCACCUUCACAAUGGACAAGUAGUACUUAAUG
Messenger RNA from Castor canadensis (American beaver), 910 nucleotides. Lineage: Eukaryota; Metazoa; Chordata; Mammalia; Rodentia; Castoridae. The record is from RefSeq and is a predicted model, not a curated record.